Messenger RNA from Ceratina calcarata, 2128 nucleotides. RefSeq names its product RCC1 and BTB domain-containing protein 1-like. Gene Ontology annotation, molecular function: protein binding. The transcript has 10 exons. The record is from RefSeq and is a predicted model, not a curated record. Bases 382 to 1953 code for a protein of 523 amino acids. NCBI's taxonomy places the organism in Eukaryota, Metazoa, Arthropoda, Insecta, Hymenoptera, Apidae.
AUAUAAAUUAUAUUCAUUACAUUUACUUUCGCUCUUCAUAAUAAUUCAUUUCGUCCGAUUCAAAUUCAGAAAUCACUAGGACGAAAUGUUAUGCAGGUGGCGGUGCGGAGAGCUUCGCGAAGGCGCGUGAGGAGAAUAGUAGUGGGGAUCGAAAAACGGGCGAAAAACAGGGGAAGCGAGCCGUGUACGGAAGCAAACGAGAUCCCUGCGCAAGUAUCAACAACCGAUAUCAAACAAUAUUCUUUCUUCUUGCAUGAGCAUUCGGGGCACUCGUUGGCACUCGUACAAAGCAGACGUGUUUUUGCAUAAGCAAAUAAAAACGCAAUAUCAGUAUUCAGUUAGAUUUAUUCACUCGGAAGCUUGGAAACGUAUAUAAGAAAAAUGAUGCACUGCGAUUUGAAAAACUGGUCAAUUUUUGAUUUCUUAAAAUCAGAAUUCAUAUCAAAGAUUCAUAUGACUAUCGUGUUUGACAAUUCAGGCACUAAUGCUUUAAUUGUAACAAAGGAUGGAAUGGUAUAUGGAAUAGGAAGUAAUACCGACGGUUGUCUUGGAAUUGGUAAUACUCAUAGCACUCUCUGUCCUAUGAUAAUUGAUGAAUUGUGUCAAAAGGGCAUAAAAACUUUUGCUUGUGGCAAGUCUUUUGUUUUAGCUCUGACUGAUAAGGGAGAGGUGUAUUCAUGGGGGAAGAAUGGUUGGAGACGUCCACAUGAUGGUACUAGCUCUUUAAUUCCUACUUUGGUAUCGACUUUAAGUGGAACAGUAGUUAUAGAUAUAGCAUGUGGGAGUUCUCAUUUUUUGGCAUUAACAGUUGAUGGGGAUGUAUAUACAUGGGAUAAACAGUCAUCUCAACAGUAUGUGUAUCGUGAUACAUAUGAUAUUCCUUAUACACUUAAGAAAAUGGAUUUGUAUAAUAGAAAAAUUGCUCAUAUUAGUUGUGGAAAUUCAUUCAGCGCAGUAGUUACAGAUGAUGGAGAAGUUUAUCGUUGGAACUCUAACAAUGAGAAUGAUACUUCUCAGUCUACACCAUCCAAAUUCACAUUCCCUUCCGGAAUACUGAUAGUGAAAGUCGUUUGUGGAUUCGCGCAUAUGUUGGCAUUGAGCUAUAAUGGUAAUCUUUACGUUUGGGGUCAGAAUAAUUGUAGACAAUUAGGUAUUACUGGACAUAAAAAUAACGGCGGCCUAAAUAAGCUAAAAGUGCAAGAAAUGGGAAGAGUGUUGGAUAUAGCCGCGUCGUACCAUAGUAACAUAAGUGUAGCAAUGGGUAAAAAUAAUCAGAUAUUUGUAUGGGGCAAGUGUCUGGCAUAUUGUAUUAAAGUCCCAACCCUUACUCGUUUAAAAUGUCUACACGAUGCUUUUGCACGUUACGCAUCUCCAAUUGCCAUGCACCAGCCGUUGAUUCUCAACUAUGAAGAAGAAACGAGUUUAAUAGAUAGCAUGAAAGAAGCUUUCGAUGAUGCAGCCACUAGCGAUCUCAUUAUUCGAGUACAUGGGAAACCGAUUCACGUACAUAAAGCAGUGUUAAAAAUACGGUGUCAUUAUUUUAGGACCAUGUUUCAAGAGCACUGGACGGAAAACAGUCAAAGCGUUAUCGAGCACGAAGAAUUUUCCUAUGACGUGUACAAAAGUUUUUUAAGAUAUUUGUACAUUAACAAAGUUGAGCUACCUCCAGAAAAUGCAUUAGAACUUUUAAACCUAGCUAAUGCCUAUUCCGAGAGUCAAUUAAAAAGAUGCUGUAUCGAGAUGAUAAAAAGAGGGAUUACAGUUGCAAAUGUAGCGUUUUUAUACAACGUAUCUCUCAAAUACAAUAGCAAGGAAUUAGAAGAUUACUGCUUUAAAUAUGCGUUAAAUCAUAUGACCGAGAUGGUACAAACAGCAAAUUUUUCCGAACUAGAAGGAAGCGUCAUACAAACUUUCAUAAUUAAAGCUGCCAAAGCGGGCGCUUUUAGAACAUAGGUUUUACUCAAAUAUCAAUAUUUACUACUUACAUACUUCUAAAGAUCUUAAUUUUAUUAAUUCCGUGUAAAACUAACAUCCAGAAAACAUUUUUUUAUGGUAUUCUAAAGCAGAUUAUAUUGUAACUUGCCUAUCGCGUCCUUCGAUCUGGCUAACAAUACAAAUCUUCACGUUA